This is a messenger RNA of Echinococcus granulosus, 1815 nucleotides long. RefSeq names its product Transmembrane protein C6orf70. The transcript is spliced from 3 exons. The record is from RefSeq and is a predicted model, not a curated record. The coding region runs from base 1 to 1815 and encodes 604 amino acids. Lineage: Eukaryota; Metazoa; Platyhelminthes; Cestoda; Cyclophyllidea; Taeniidae.
AUGGAUAACGUUGCAUUUCAUCUUAAAGAUUUCGUCGAAAAAGGGGAUUAUCAUUCCGCGGUUCAAUCCAUUGCCCACACUAUGCGUCGCUGCGAGGAGAACUUCUACAUUGACGCCUUUCAGUUUAAUGCGUACUCUCUAAGUUGGCUCAAUAUGCCCUUGCAUUUUGCCAGACUUCGAAAUAUUGUUUCAAGUAGCAACCACAUCGAUCGAUUCGUAUCCACUCUGCAACUCAUAUCGAUGCUCGAUUUUUCUAUAUUACACCUCCUUGCGGACGAGAGCGGUCGAACUCCUGCUAAUCUUACUGCAGCUUUAGAUGAUCCCCGCUUGACUUCUUUUAUUAACGCUCCAACACGUUCAAUUCUCAAAAUUUUAUUCGGACCUGUGACUUCUCUUAAUCUACACAACCUCUUUUGGCAUGGAUUUGUUUCCCCUAUCGACUUCAAAAAUGAGGUUCCUGUGUGUUUGCUAUACUUUCUCUUUGCUCUAGUUCUGUCGAUAGAUGAACAACUACUGAGUACUUUUAAUAAACCUGCGGUUGCUGACUCCAAACUCCCUGAAUGCUUUAAGUCAUUCUCCACAGAACUGUUACCCAAUGACAAUUAUUCACCAUUUCUCCGGGAACCUGAAAAUUUAAAUCCCGUUUUCUUGAGACCCUUUAUCGACUUGUUUAUGACGCGCCGGUAUUUUGACGCAACCUGCCUCGGAGUGCUCUGUAUUGCCUCGGUGCUUCGAAAUGAAUUUUGUCGGGUGGUAAACUGGCCCGAGGGUGUACUCGCCUCUGAAAAUAGGGUUUUUCUAACUUUGGAUGGUAUACUUAAAAUGCGGCUACAAAAGUCUACUCUGGGACCCAUUCACUUGGAGGAGUGGAAGAAUUUCGGGCAGUGUAUUGGACCCAUCAAUUUGCUUCUCCUUGGUGGUGUGUUUUGCGCAGAGGAAGGACCUCUCCUAAGGCGUCGGCUGGCUCACGGUGAACUCUUUGAAACGUCUGUAUCCGAUUGCGUCAUUUGGGAAGGCGUUGCGCGACGUUUAAAGUUUUGUAUUUUUCUGCUACUUAACCAUAUGAGAGGGGGUAAUACAGCCUUGGUCAUCCGUGAUCUCGACGUUAGGCCAGACACAUUCAGUCUGCUUGCUCGUUAUGCGGUAGCCGCAUGUGGAUUGUGGUCCGCUUGGGCCUCUUUUUUCCGAGUGUUUGCAGAAUUGGAUCAAGUGCAGCAACCGCGAAAACUCCUUUUGCAUAGGGCUCAACUUUGGUUUCCGGGGCUACCUGAAAGGAGUGAUAUUUCACUUCAUUCAGUAGAGGAUGCUAGUGAGUUCUUACCUACAGUGGAUAUGUCUCGGUUGUGGCUGUGGAAAGCCCACUACGUAUGUGGUCGUAAUGCCCGCCAUCACAAUGGCAACCACAGUCCUUUCAAGAUUGUCCAGCAACUUGUCAGAAUAAUGCAAAACUUGGAGACCUGUUCAAAGCUCGCUUUCGACCAGUACUCUAUCUUCAGCUCGUUUUCUAGCAGGUGUGAGAAAGAGAUAGACAGUGCUAGUAGGUUCUGCCAAGUCGUUGUGCCACAAUUACUGGCCGUGCUUUCCAUUCUUGUGCUCUGCUGCUGCCAUAAGGCAGGAAUAUGGAACACCUGGUUUGCGGGUUGUUUCAUCGCCAAUGACUCCGAUACAAUCGACCUUCCCGAUUUGCCAAAAAACAGCUACGUACUUCUAAACACGUUUUCCAUCCUUGCGGCCAAGCUAACUUCGGUGCUGGGAGCUGCAAAUAAUAAAAGUUUUGAAAAUACCUUGCUGAAAUUUAUGAUUCCACUCCCGUAG